This is a messenger RNA of Oldenlandia corymbosa var. corymbosa, 2100 nucleotides long. Lineage: Eukaryota; Viridiplantae; Streptophyta; Magnoliopsida; Gentianales; Rubiaceae. The record is from the annotation of a GenBank genome assembly.
AUUGGAAGCUCAAAUUCCAAAUCUAAGCCCCUAAUGCCAUGCAUACGAAAAUACGAAAAGAGUCUUAAGGGAAAUACACAAAAAAAAUUCGGAUGUGCUGACAUGGCUAAUCAUCCAGCAAGGAACCGACGUGCUCAAUUAGAUGACAAGGCAAUAUGAUGAUGUGGCAACUUACUCCAAACUCCUCCCCUGGUAAGAAAAAAAAAGAAAGUGGGUUCACCCUCCAAACACCCGAACCACGCAUUUGACCUGCCGCGCCACCGCUUUCCGGCCGGCCGCGGAGAAUGAACAACCGCAAGAAGAACAACGGCAGCUCCGGCCAGCAAAUCAACACCGCCGAAACCCAUAUCCCGCCCAAAGAAACCCUCAAUCGAUACACAAUCAGCCCGGCCAACCACCACCUUUACCAUUUCAUCUGGCUGUCGCUCGUCCUUACCAGUGUCAAGCUCCUCUUGAUCCCAGCUUACCACAGCACUGAUUUCGAGGUCCACCGUAAUUGGCUUGCUGUAACCCAUUCUCUUCCUCUAUCUCAAUGGUACUCCGACGAGACCAGCCCAUGGACCCUUGACUAUCCUCCGUUCUUCGCUUACUUCGAGCGCUUCCUCUCCUUCUUCGGUUCAAUUGUUGAUCCAACCAUGGUUCACCUGACAAAUGGCAUUGAUUACAAGUCCAACCUAACCAUCAUCUUCCAGAGAUUAUCCGUCAUAGUAGCCGACGUUGUUUUGCUCUACGGAGUUUAUAGAAUUACUCGGAAACUAGUUCCGAAAGAGCGGCAUUUGAUCUGGAUUUUGGUUAUUGGGGCCCCGGGAUUGAUAAUUGUGGACCAUUUACAUUUUCAGUAUAAUGGUUUUUUGCUGGGGAUUCUGUUAUUGUCACUCGCGGCCUUGGAAGAAGGGAAUGAUUUAAUGGGAGGGUUUCUUUUUGCAGUGUUGUUGUGUUUUAAGCACCUGUUUGCGGUGGCUGCGCCUGUGUACUUUGUGUAUUUAUUGAGGCAUUAUUGUAAGGGUGGAUUGAUCAAGGGAUUCGGAAGGUUGGUGAUGAUGGGCAGUGUGGUUGUGGUGGUUUUUGCUGCUGCUUAUGGCCCUUUUCUUUAUUACGGACAGAUCCAACAAGUUUUCCAUCGCAUGUUCCCUUUUGGCAGGGGGCUCUGUCAUGCUUACUGGGCACCAAAUUUCUGGGUGUUCUACAUCAUAUUGGAUAAAGUGCUAACGUUCCUGCUUUUGAGACUGGGGUUCAACAUCCAAGUGCCAACAGCAUCAUUUACUGGUGGGCUUGUUGGGGAUUCGUCGCCUUUUGCUGUUUUACCUAGGAUCACUCCAUUGAUUAGCCUGGCCAUGGUCCUGCUCUCUAUAUUCCCUUGUCUUAUAAAGGCUUGGAAGGAUCCCAAGCCAAGGAUGAUCACUAGAUGGGUCGCUUAUGCUUACUCGUGUGGCUUUAUGUUUGGCUGGCAUGUUCAUGAAAAGGCAUCGCUACACUUUGUUAUCCCUCUUGCAAUUACUGCAUUGAACAGCGCUGAAGAUGCUAGACAUUACUUCUUUUUGUCUAUAGUAUCCUCCUAUUCACUGUUCCCUCUUCUUUAUCAAGCACAAGAGUAUCCAAUCAAAGUUGUAUUACUGAUAGUACAUGCUAUGCUUAUGUGGUACGGAUUUUCCUCAAAUUUCAAGGCUACAAGUAACUCCAGACCUGGAGAGCUUGCCAAAUCAGGAGGUGAUACUGUCACAAAGAAUGGAGAUUUUGUCAUAGGAUGGUUCGGAAAGUCUUAUCUUCUGGGGCUUUUCGUUGUUGAGAUAUGGGGACAGUUUUUGCAUCCUUUAUUUCUUGGGAAUAAACUUCCCUUCUUACCUCUAAUGCUGAUAUCUACAUACUGUGCAUUUGGUAUGAUCUACUCUUGGAUUUGGCAACUAAGACAGAUUGUUAGGUCUCUUUGAUCUGGAUAAACAUGUAACAUUAACUGCAGAUAGGUGGUUUUUUUAACCCGGAAAUCUAAUUUAUAUCUUAACCAGGCAUGUCGACUUCUUUAUUUGCUUUUUGACUUUGCUAAAGUUCCUUCAAAAGGGCAGUCAGUGCUUUUAAAAGUGAAGGAGAAAGUUCACUUCUCAA